AAACGCCACGAAGGAGAAAGAAAGAAAGAAAAAGAGACGGUGUUCCGCGCCAUUGAAAUGCAAAUCUAUGAACAAGGAGAGAUUGUACUUGUGUGUGUGUGAGAGAGUGUGUGUCUUUGGAGAAGGGGGGUUCGCAGAGCGGACAACUUUGAGAAAGAGGAGACUUGUUGAAGAAAAACAGCCACACACGCACUCGCCAGUUCGCACGGCAACACCGAACGACGUCACGAUCCGCUUUAGCAGUCGAUGCUAAUAUUGAGUUUAUUUAACAAACUCUGUUUACAUAGGUCGAUGUUGUUUUAGCGUGCCCUGCAAGGUGGAUUACUGACGAAGAGUAAGAUUCAUCUUAGAAAUACAGCACUGGUGUUUCGACGUGCGUUGCAAACUUUGUUUGAUGCCUGUAACUCUCACCGGCUGCUCGUGAAUCAUGUCACGCCGGAAACAGAAACGGCCUCAGCAGCUCGUUAACGCGGACCCCGGGGGCACGCGCUUGAUGCCACAAGAUGACCAGUUCCCAGUGAAAUCUCCAUCAUCCUCACUUGUCUCAGAAGCUACAUCAUCAUCCUCUGCUUCCUCCCCCACAUCCCUUCAAGACUGUCAGCCUCCUUUGGCCCCAAGGCCAUCCCCUGGUGGACUUCAUGCUCCCUCACUCCCCAAUGAAAGCUCCUCUCCUCCCCAUUGGUCUAAUCAUAUUGCCUUAUAUACUACAUCUCUGCCUAAUGCACACUCAUCUCUUUCUCCAGACUUUCCACAUCCUUCUCUGUCCUCCCAGACCCACUCUCCUCCCCCUGUCCUACAGAAAUCCAUUCACAUCCCACCUCACCAGCCUCACUCCACUGUGACUUCCCCAACAAUGGGUAUUUCGGCAACCACCACUACCUCAUCUUCAUCAUCUUUAUCUUCAUCAUCAUCAUCACUGGCUGCCCCACCACAUCAAGGAAGCCCUAGUCCAAUUCACCAAACUCCGUCAUCACCCUCAGAACAGCUCCAGGUGCCUCCUACUUUGGCUGUGCUCUUAGAGGAACUUAGAGUACUGCAGCAAAGGCAGAUUCACCAAAUGCAGAUUACAGAAGAGAUAUGCCGGCAGGUGCUGCGCCUUGGUGGUAUGGGUAGCGACCAAGAUGGAUCUCAGGGAUCUGUGGAAAGUCAACAGAGAGGUGCAGACUUGCUAUUGCCACCCAGCACUGCCUCUGGUACUGCUUUGAUUUCUCAAGCUCCUGUGCCCAAACCCAACCUGUCUUUCACAAAUGGAAUUAGAGCUCCUCAUUUGUCCUCCUCAUCUUCUACAACCUCCUUAUCCACUUCAUCCUUAGUCACCUCUUCAGCGCCUCUGCACCCCCUUUCUCUAACAUUGGGACUUCCACCUCGUUACCUCAAUGAAAAGUCUCCCAAUAACUCCAUCAGUCACACCAAUGGUAUGAAUUUUUCGACUACUCCCUUGCCCACAUCCAGUCUCUCGCAGGACCAGCUAUCACUUAGUUCUACUGUUAGUACCUCAAAUGGAUCUUCAGCCUCCUCUGCAAGCCGCCAGCAGCACAUUUGUCGGUUCUGUGGGAAGGUUCUGAGCAGUGACUCCUCCUUACAGAUUCACUUGAGAUCCCACACUGGUGAGCGUCCCUAUCAAUGUCCGGUCUGUCUAAGUCGCUUCACUACUCGUGGCAACCUCAAGGCCCACUUCCUUCGUCAUCGUGAGCAAAAUCCUGAGCUGUCACUCUCCCUCUUGCCACCUGCUCUCUCUGAACAGGGACAAUCUGGAUCCACCUCAGGAUCAUCACAGAGACGCAGAAAACGUCGGGCAGAGGAUGAAGAGCAUUUUGGUGUUAAAGGUAGUGUAGGAGUGCCAGACAGUUUAGCUUUGGGUUUUCUGUCUGGAUCAACUCACCCAUCACCCUCCUCCCUUCCAUUGCCCCCCAGUGUUGAUCUGGCUCUGCUUUCCACUGCCCACUCUUUGCUACAACUCAACCGUGCCUCAGCCGCAGCUGCAGCAACAAGUGCACAACCCUCAUCCACAUGCAUUUCCUCCUCUACCUCCUCUGUGAUGACCACUCAGUUUAAAGGUUCGAAGCAGCAGAGAUUUGAUGAGAAUACACCACCACACUCAGCCCUGCUCCCUGGAUCUCCAUAUUCCCAGCUUGCACACCUUCCUAAGAUUCUUUUUCCCUCAGGUCCCUCUGGCCACCAUCCCAGCCUUGCUCUUCUCCGCCCUCCACACCUCUCGUCUCCUCACCUCCCACUAACCUUCCCCUUCUCCUCUUAUGCCAAACCUCAAAAUUCCUCUCCUCCAUCCUCCACCAAGUCAUCCACCUCUGCCACUUCUGACACCUCCAAGCUGCAGAGACUGGCACAAAAGUUGGAAAAGCAGCCCCUUCCUAAAAGCAGCCAUGAAGGUCAGACAAAUUACAACGCUCAGGCUAAUGACAUUUCCACAACAUCAAAUGCUAAUUCUAUCUCGGCUUACAGAAGAGAAAUGAUGGCAGCCUUAGGGCUAAAUCCCAGCACUCACAAUGAACUGACUAGUCAAGAGCUCCCAGGAUCCACUGCAUCUUCUCUGGCCCCUAAUCAGUGUGGGGUGUGCUUGCGUGUCCUCAGCUGCCCAAGAGCCUUGCGUCUCCACCAGGCCACCCAUUUGGGUGAACGUCCAUUUCCGUGCAAACUCUGUGGCCGCUCCUUCUCCACAAAGGGUAGCCUUAGGGCUCAUUUAGCAACUCAUAGAGCACGUCCAGCCAAUGCACGAGGCCAGAACUCCUGCCCGCUCUGUCAGCGGAAAUUCACAAAUGCUGUGGUGCUACAGCAUCACAUACGUAUGCAUCUGGGGGGUCAGUUGCCUCCAGAAGGGAAUGGAGACAUGCAGUCAGAAGAAGGUCAAAUAGAUGGGGUCUCUCUACCUAAAAACUUUCAGUCUCUUCCUCUAAAUAUGAGCACUUCAUCCUCUGCCAGCAUACUAGAGUCUGGUGCUAGCCUUAGAGAUGCCACAUCAGCUGUUGGAGACCAGCCCAUGGAGUCUGAUCAAGACCCCUAUGACAACACACCUGAGACCAGUCCAACUCUGACCCUGGAGAAGCAGGAUCAAGGCACGGCCUCCUCAGAAAAUAUCCCAUCUGACAAUAACAUCAUCUCAGAAGAAAACCAUUAUGGUACCACCCAUCACAGCAAGUCUCAAGUUGUAAAUGGUGCUGCAGAAGAUGAUGAAGAUACACCUCUUUCCCUCUGUACUAGAACCAAGUCCCAAGAUACAUUGUUUGGUAAAAAAUUACUCAGCGGGACUUCACAUCACACAGUGAUCAGUGGGCCAAAACCCGGUUUAAGCAGCGAAGCUCUGGAUCUGUCCCCAGCUCUCACACCACCCUCCAGCCCAAAGGUGUCAAGUGAACUGAAAUCGGACCAAAGCAGUGAUCAAACAACACGUCAUAUGAAUGGAACAGACCAUAGUCUUGAGCCCAAAGACAGUGAAACAGAGCAUGCAUCAUUGCUAUCAAAAACUUCAAAAAAGGAAAACGUGAAAGUGGAGAAUGCACACAUAUCUGAAAUUAAGGAGUCAACAGUGGAUAAUCAUGAAGGGAAACCAGCACAAGACAGUGAGAAAACAGAAGAGUCUAUGAAACUGAAAAAAGAAAUAUCUUUGCUUAAUGGCGUGUGCCUCAUCGUGGGAAACAUGAUUGGCUCUGGAAUCUUCGUCUCGCCAAAGGGAGUGUUGAUAUAUAGUGCCUCAUACGGGUUAUCUCUGAUAGUCUGGACAAUUGGUGGGAUCUUCUCUGUUUUUGGGGCUCUUUGCUACGCUGAGCUCGGAACCACUAUCACCAAGUCGGGUGCCAGUUAUGCCUACAUCCUGGAAGCCUUUGGAGGCUUUCUGGCCUUCAUCCGUCUAUGGACAUCACUCCUUAUCAUCGAACCCACCAGCCAGGCUGUGAUAGCCAUCACUUUUUCCAACUACAUGGUGCAGCCCAUUUUCCCCACAUGUAUAGCACCCUACGCGGCUAAUCGUCUGCUGGCUGCAGCUUGCAUCUGCCUGCUGACCUUUGUGAACUGUGCCUAUGUCAAGUGGGGAACGCGGGUUCAGGACUUCUUCACCUACGCAAAGGUCAUCGCCCUCAUCGCCGUAAUCAUCACUGGCCUGGUCAAGAUUUUCCAGGGUCACACACAAAAUUUUGAGAGUAUGUUCUCAGGCUCAUCUCAGGACCCUGGUGAUGUGGCCUUGGCGUUAUAUUCGGCUCUUUUCUCCUAUUCUGGAUGGGACACUCUCAACUUUGUCACUGAGGAGAUCAAGAACCCAGAGAGAAACCUACCAAUGGCCAUUGCCAUUUCCAUGCCCAUUGUCACAGUGAUCUACAUUCUGACCAACGUGGCCUAUUACACAGUGUUGCCUAUUCCUGCCAUUCUGGACAGUGAUGCAGUGGCUGUGACAUUUGCAGACCAGGUAUUUGGGUAUUUUAAUUGGACGAUACCGCUUGCAGUUGCCUUCUCCUGCUUUGGAGGAUUAAACGCAUCUAUAUUGGCUGCUUCCCGGCUGUUCUUUGUGGGCUCCAGAGAAGGCCAUCUGCCAGACUACCUAUGCAUGAUUCAUGUUAGCCGCUUCACCCCCAUCCCUGCCCUGCUCUUCAAUGGCGCUAUGGCUCUUGUGUAUCUUUGUGUGGAGGAUAUCUUUAAACUGAUCAACUACUACAGCUUCAGCUACUGGUUCUUUGUGGGCCUGUCUAUCUUAGGACAGCUGUACCUGCGAUGGAAAGAACCAGACAGACCACGACCUCUAAAGCUCAGUCUGAUCUUCCCGAUUAUAUUCUGCAUCUGCACAGUGUUUCUUGUGGUGGUGCCUUUAUACAGUGACACCAUAAACUCAUUAAUUGGCAUUGGCAUUGCCUUAUCAGGAGUGCCUGUCUACUUUCUUUGCUGCCAUCUACCUGCCAACCGUAGGCCUAUGUGGCUCCGUAGUUUCAUUGCAUCUGCAGGUUUGCUCAUUCAGAAGGUGUGCUUUUGUGUCCUUACUGAGAUGGACACAGAUGACAUUAAAGCAGAGUAAAAAAAAGGACCAACUAUAUACUAUACUUGAACACAGAGAAACAGGCUACUGAUGUGGCAACCUCAACUGAUGUCAUUUAAUGCAUUUGUCAAUUUUGAUCGAUCAAGUGAGAACUUCAGAGCAAGUUCUUUAUAUUUAUUGGAAAUAUUUAUGUUGAAGAGAUGCUUUUAUUAAGUUUAUCACUGGUUUUAAAAUGAUAGGGACUAGUAAAUUGCCAGCUCAUGCUUAAGAAGAAAUCACCUUUGGACAUUGAGGUUGUUGCAGGGCUUGGCGAUAUGAUGAACUGAUAGCACUGAUAACAGAAGAAUUAUUAUGGGACGUGUACCCGCUUUAAAUGUGAAUUUUUUGUAUAUGGACAUUUUUUGCUGAUAAGAUUUUAAUUGCAUAGACAUUUAAAUGCUCGUACACUAAUAAGUGGCAGUUUCGAGGACAGGGUUUAGAUUAAUCCAGGACUAGUCCUUAGUUGUAUUAGAAAAUUUAAGUAUUUUUUAAAAACUAACCUUACAAAUAAACAGUACUGGUGUUCAUCUUAAGACUAAACAAAUGGCACUGAUAUAUAAAAAUUUUAGCAUUUUAGUCUGGGACUAGUAUGAACCCUGUCCAGGAAACUGCUCAUAAAAGACUAACAACAGUGUUGUUUCAUUUAAAAAAUGAAUUGUGACAACAUGUAUUAUAUUUAAAGGCUUGGAAUAUCAAGAGGAUAUAUUUCUAAAAAUACCGAAAUGACAAAAGCAGUGUUAAGUGUGGAUGUGUGAUAAUUGGAUGACAAAACACCUAAAUAAAUGAGAAACACUUUAGUCUGCAAGUUGUCAGUUUUUAUGUGCUCUGUUUGACAAAUUAAAGUAUUCAUUGGUAUUUACUUAAAAACAAUUCAUUAUGCACCAGACUGUAAAUGACAGAAGACAGCAGUAAGGGAACACAAUCACCCUUUAA
This is a messenger RNA of Paramisgurnus dabryanus, 5947 nucleotides long. NCBI's taxonomy places the organism in Eukaryota, Metazoa, Chordata, Actinopteri, Cypriniformes, Cobitidae. The record is from RefSeq and is a predicted model, not a curated record.